UUGGCUUUUCUUGGCCGUGUUGCCUGUGCCCACACCCUCUUUUUCGUUCCAUUAUGUAGAAAUUGUGUAGUAACCGUGUACCGUGUAGAGUUUUUUUUCCAUAAAAAAAAAAAACGCGGCUUAAUGCAAUUUUUCGAUGCUCGUCUGCAAAACAUGCAUUUUUGAUGAGGAAAAAGAAGGAGAGACAAGUGCAGUCAGACACACAUACAGUGACAGUCGGACCACAAUUGCAGUGCCGUGCGGGGUACGAAGAAAGUGCGCAUUUCACACAAAAUCGCCGUUCAUUUAACCGACCUUAUUGAUAGUUAUGUGCAUACAUACACGCAUGUACACAUACACGGGCUAGAAAAACCAACCACCAUCGCACCGCAGCCGCAGCAGCCCCACCAACAAACAGCAUCGCUCACCCACAGGAAGAGACGAGGAGGAGGAGGCAAAUUGCUAAGGUCACCAGAGAAUGGAGUCCCAGCCGAAGCGGCCCUCGUUGCAUUUAGUGGCAGAAGCUGGAUCAGGAUCAGCCGUGGGUGCUGCAGCCACAGCUGAGAUGUCGGGCGCAUUUUCCCCCACCUCGGGCUUCCUGCCGGACAUGCCGCAGUGGAAGAAGGACCUGAUACAGCGCCGCAAGACGAACGUGGCCCGCACCCAGGCGGCCGCCUCCCCCACAGCUACGUCCGAUGUGGAUGUGGCCUUGGGGGAAACAGGAGGAGGAGGAGGCGCCAGUGCAGAACCGACUGCGACUGAGGCGACGAUCACUAGUCAACCACAACAGAAGCCGCUGGCAAAGAGAAAUGUAAGCCAGACAGCAGCAGCAACAGCAACAGCACAUAUACAAAUGCAAACAGCGCUUAAGACUACACCAACAGAGGAAAAGUCUGAGAAAUCUUUUAUUGGAGGUCAUCAUACCCAACAGCAGCAGCAGCAGCAACAAGGCAAAGACUCGUCAGCAGCGUUGGCCUUUUCAAUUUCAGCUGAAACAACGUUUGGGCCACAAAUACCAAUACCAAUACCAAAGCAGCGAUCAAGUUUAUUUAACACAAGAAGUCCAUCAACAACAACAACAACAACAGCAACCAGCAGCAACAGCAACUCCAGCAAGGAGCCAGAGAUUCUAAAUUUGGAUCUCAGAGAGCGUGAGAGCGAGCAGCGGGAGCGUGAGCGAGAGCGAGAGAGCGAACGCGAGCCGGGAGAGCAAGUUGACUCCAUGGUGAGUUGCCGCUCUCGCGGCGGCGGUGGUGAAGUUGAAACUGGCACAGCGGCAGCAGCGACAACUGGAGCAUUAACAGCUAUCGACGCCAGCAGCGGCGCAGCGCCAACAUCGUCGUCGUCAGCAAAUCACUUGCAAACGAAACUUGGACAGACCGUUUCAGAAGGGGCUCCCAAUCAGACGAGCUCCACCGCGAAAGAAAAAGAACUGCAGGUAGCCGCAGCAGCAGCACCAGCACCAGCACAGUCGUUGGUUCUUGUUGAUAAUAAAAACGGUUCGAAGACAAAGCUCAUUUCCGAUAAAUUGCAGAGCAAUAAGUUUAUAAAACAACAGCAAGAACAGCAACAGCAGCAGCAGCAACAAUUGUCGCCCACCAAAUCAACGGUAAAACCGACAAUGGUCGCCAUGCAAGAAAUGAAAAAGACAACAAAACAAAAUGGCCAACAUCGUCACAUCGCGAAGAGCAGCAGCAGCCACAGCCACAGCCACAGCGGCGACCCAGAGGCUGCCUCCGGAGUGGCCCUGCCGGAGCUGGUGGACACCGGCGAGGACCUGAGCUACGGCCCGGGUAUCGUGUCGAAGCUGCGGUGCCGCUACCUCAGUCUGGCGCUGCGCGAGUCCCACCAGCAGAACCAGAAGCAACGCCUGCAGCGCUCCACCAGCCUCAACACGCUCCUCGAUCGCGACGACGAUGAGGAGGAGAUGAAUGCCAAUGCCGGUCUCGAAGUGGUCUCGACCCGGGCCAAAUCCACACCGCCGCCGAUACUGGGUGCGAAGCCGACGAUGCUUGGGGGCGGUGGCUACAUCAAGGGCGCCCAGGCGCCUGUCCAGCGUCCCGUUAGUCUGGGCACCAAUGGAACAACCCCCGCCCUGUUCCCGCUGAACACCGAAGAUCCCACAAAGCCCACCAACGGAGGAGGAGGAGUGACCCGAUCGCGGCACUUUAAGCGCGGCAAUGAGGUAAUGAAACGGGCCCGCUCCGUGGAGGCGCUGCUCUGCGAGAAAUCGCCGUGGAAUACGCAAAGAGCCAGCUACCAGGCGACAAGCAUGGCCAUGGCCAUGGCCACGACACCACAAGCCGUCUCCCCGGGCGCCGCAUCGCCCACCUGCGUCACCAUCGAGGACAAGAUCCACAAUGCCCGCGAGCGACUGCACAGUGGCACGGACCCGGCGCCGCCCAAGCGCCUGACCUCCAUUAUCGACGACACCGAGCGCCCGCCCCCGGAUCUGGUCAAGCAGACGCUGAAGAUGUUCGAGGCGAGUGCCAAUCGCCGGCCCCGCGCCACCCACCGCUCCAACGGAGUGGGCGGUGUGGCCAGCAAGGUGGCCAACUACAAGUCGAUCCUCAAGGAGCAGCGCCCGACGGCACCCCCCGUGGCCAGCACACCGCCAUCCCUGUCCCGGCGUGAGCCCGGCCAGAGUGUGGGUUUUGCUGCCUCCACCCCCAAACAGGCGCCCCGCUCGGCAUUGAUCUCCGACAGCAUCAUCAGCAGCAGCAGCACACCCCAUCCGCAUCCCGAUAUCAUUCCCCGGCAGCUGGCCAGCGUGGUGGACUCGCCCGUUUCCGCGCUGAGCCUCAUGAUGGGACGCAUCAAUCUGCAGGAAGCGGAUGGCGAGUCAACGGUGGCGGCGUCAGCUGUGAAUGAGAGCUUAGUCAGCGAGGCCAGAGCAGCGACGGCAUCGGGAACGGGAACGGUAGCAGUAGCAGCGGCGGCGUCGGCGCCAAACAACGAGGCGAACUGCGCAUACGAGAAUGAGAAUGAGAAUAAUGCCAGGCACGAUGUUGGCAACGAUGGGGAUGACGACAACACCACCAACGACAACAACCGCAACGACAGCAGCGACAACAAUGGGCACGAUGGCGAUAAUAUGGGCGCGGCAGGCGAUAAGCCUAAGCCCCCCACAUGCACAGCAACGACGACGACGACGGCGACGACGGCGGCGACAGCGGCGGCAGGAGGAGCCCAGCGAUCAUUCGUUGCCACGAUCGAGAGCGCGCACGUUCCCAGUGGAAGUAAUAUCGCAAGAAAACAACUGAACAACAGCGAGACGGGAUCGGGAUCGGGAUCUGGGAUAACGACAACAACAACCAAACAGAUUGGUGUGAUACGGCCGCUCUUCAAUAGCAGCAGCGGUACGACACAGCAGCUAACCAGUCGCGAGAUCGAAAAGAAUCGCAUUAAUGAGAUGAAAAAGUCCUCGGCUCUGGCCAACGAUGGCAGCUCCGGUGCGGGUUCGCCCAUAACUAGUCUGGACACGGUGAUAAAUACGAUACGGGAUGGCAGCGAAACGGACGCGGCCACAGCCUCGCCCCUGUGGACACUGCGAAAGCUGCGUCACGGCCAUGCAGCCGGUAGCAAUUCUGGUCAUCAUGCGGCAGGAACGGCGGCCACUUCCAGCCAUUCCACGGAGAACACCUCGAUGGUGUUCAAUUUUUCCAAGAGCAGCAAAGAAGUGCCCGACUACAUUGAAAGCGAUGUUGUGAUCUACAGGCGUAAACGGGAAUUGCCAAAGCCAAAUGAACCCGGCUUCGUGUUGCUGGGCGAUCUAUCGGUGGAGACCUCCACGGAUACGGACUACGACGACUACUCCCUGUGCCCGCCCUCGCCGUGCGACGUGGAGUUCGAGAAUGCCAACAUUGUGAUCGAUGGCAAGUCCAGCAUACGCCAGAAACCCAAAGAGUCAACGUUUCGCGUGCAGUUUAACGAUACGUUGACGUCCACCUUCGAGUACCCAUCAGAGGCAUCGAUGAUCGUCGACGAUCCGCCCUAUGCCGAUCCCUUUUCCCAUGUCAGCAAGCAUCACCAGCUGCUGUUGGCCGAACAGAUGCAGCUGCUCCAGCACCAGCAGCAGGUGCAACAGCAGCAGCAACUGCAGCAUCAUCAUGUUACUGUAGACGAGAUCAUUGAGCUUCCCACAUCGACGGUGGGGCACAAUAACAAAUCUGGCAGCGCAGGCGGUGGCGGUGGAGGCGGCGGCGGCGGGGGCAAUAUGCUGGGGAAUUUACCGUUGGGCUCUACGGCACUGGGCUUUUAUACGCCCAUGAAGGCCUCGCCGAUGGACAGCCUCUUCCAGCUGGGUGUGACGCGGUACGCACUGCCCGACAGCAGCAGCAGCAGCAGCGGCAGCGGCAGCAACAACAGCAGCGGCAGCAACAGCAAUAACAGCAGCAACGGCUGCAGUCCAGCCGGUGGAGGAGCAGGCAAGGCAACGACAAAGCUGUUCAAUGGUAACGGCAGCAUUGUGGGCAUCGGCGAGGGUCUCAUCAAGGACGGCGGCAACUGCGAUGAGGAGGAUGCAGCGGCGGCGACAAAUGGAGCCGGCGGCAAGAAGUUGAAUUGCGAUGCGGACGGAGAGGAGGACGACUACCAUCCAACGGCGACGCCCGGCGGCGGAGUUGUCUAUAGCGAGGGCACACAGAAGACAGAUCUAUUGUACUGAUGGAACGAAACACACACAGCUCUCUGGAGGAGCUCUCCCCCUCUAUCUGUAGAUAGAGAUCUAUGUAUGGCUCGUUAAUGCUAUUCCAUUCCUCCAUAAACAUCAUCCCAUUAUAAUAUCCCUCCCCCCCCUUGUGUGAAAACCGUGCGCUUAGGUGAAAUAUCAAUUUCAGAAAUACGGCAGACAGAAAAACACAGAAAGAUACGUAUAUAUAUAUAGAUAUUAUUUGUAAUUCGUAAGCCCUAGAUACGAUAUGGGUGUAUGCGUGUGAGUGCGAGUGUGCGUGUGAUUGUAUGCGAGUGUCUUUAUAUAAAUAUAUAUUUGUUUUUUUUUUUUUUCUUUAACUUAAUUACGAUUAUUGUAAAUGCAUCGAUGAUGGCACUUCAGUGAAGGAACCAAACACCACUUCGAGAGUUGUUCCAUAUUGUAUUUGUAUUUGUAUUCCAUUUACGGUAUUUUUUAUAGUAAAUAUACAAGAAGAAGACAAACGCCAAGAAACAAACUAAAAAGAAAAAACUUGGACAUUUUGCCGAACAUAAUAUAAACAUUGUAAACAACGAGAAGUUGUUUCACCAACAACAGAAACAGAAACGGAAACAACUGAAAGUAACCCCGAGCCCCGCUGCAGGGUCUAACAUUAAACAUUAUACAUAUAAAUCC
Messenger RNA from Drosophila pseudoobscura, 5305 nucleotides. RefSeq names its product protein phosphatase 1-binding protein bifocal (gene bif). Bases 458 to 4645 code for a protein of 1395 amino acids. NCBI's taxonomy places the organism in Eukaryota, Metazoa, Arthropoda, Insecta, Diptera, Drosophilidae. Gene Ontology annotation, cellular component: nuclear membrane; rough endoplasmic reticulum membrane. Gene Ontology annotation, molecular function: microtubule binding. The transcript has 6 exons. Gene Ontology annotation, biological process: chemotaxis; neuronal signal transduction. The record is from RefSeq and is a predicted model, not a curated record.